This is a messenger RNA of Phanerochaete carnosa HHB-10118-sp, 1490 nucleotides long. RefSeq lists its product as uncharacterized. The coding region runs from base 25 to 1377 and encodes 450 amino acids. The transcript is spliced from 7 exons. The record is from RefSeq and is a predicted model, not a curated record. Gene Ontology annotation, biological process: seryl-tRNA aminoacylation. Gene Ontology annotation, cellular component: cytosol. Lineage: Eukaryota; Fungi; Basidiomycota; Agaricomycetes; Polyporales; Phanerochaetaceae. Gene Ontology annotation, molecular function: serine-tRNA ligase activity; tRNA binding; ATP binding.
AUUACCCUCCCUCCAAAACGCACAAUGACGCUUGACGUGCUACAUUUUAUUGACAACAAGGGCGGCAAUGCCCAAGAGAUCCGCGAAUCGCAAAGAAAGCGUGGCCUGUCGGUCGAGAUCGUGGACGAAGUUAUCCAGAUGUACCAGGACUGGGUGAAGAUGGACUUUGAGGCGAAUAAUAUCAGCAAGGAGGUCAAUGCAGUGCAGAAAGAGAUAGCAGUAAAAAAGAAGGCGAAAGAGAACGCAGACGAGCUUGUUGCGAAGAAGAAGCAGCUCGACGAGCAGGUCGCUGCGAAACGCGUGGAAUCCAAGGAGCAUGAAGCAAAGAUGCGUCAGAAGGCUGCCACUCUCGGAAACAUCGUAGGCAAGGACGUCCCCGUUAGCUUGACGGAGGAUGAGAACGUAACCCUCAGGACAUGGCAUCCUCAAGGCGCCGAAGUGGAGAAGAAGACUGACAUUAUGCCUCACCACGAGGUUCUGCUCCGUCUGGAUGCGAUGGAUCUCGAGCGAGGCACGAAGAUUGCCGGCCAUCGAGGCUACUUCCUAACGAACGACGGCAUCGACCUGAACCAAGCCCUCAUCACCUACGGCCUCCAUUUCUUGCGUAAAAAGGGUUACAAGAACAUCCAACCUCCGUUCAUGAUGAACAAAGAUCAGAUGGCAAAGACUGCUCAGCUUGAUCAGUUCGAUGAGGAGCUCUACAAGGUCAUCGCCGACGACGACGAGAAGUACCUUAUUGCAACCUCGGAGCAACCAAUCUCGGCGUAUCAUUCGAACGAAUGGUUCGAGUCGCCUGAGACACAGCUCCCGCUCAAAUAUGCGGGGUACUCGACCUGCUUCCGGAAAGAGGCCGGCUCGGCAGGACGCGACAUGUGGGGCAUCUUCCGCGUGCACCAGUUCGAGAAAAUCGAGCAGUUCUGCAUCACUUCGCCAGAGAAGAGCUGGGAAAUAUUCGACCAGAUGGUCGGUACUUCGGAAGAAUUUUACCAGAGCCUCAACAUCCCCUACCGCGCUGUGGCGAUCGUCUCGGGCGCGCUCAAUCUUGCAGCUUCGCAGAAGUACGACCUCGAGGCGUGGUUCCCCUUCCAGGGAGCGUACAAAGAGCUGGUAUCGUGUUCGAACUGCACGGAUUACCAGAGCCGGAGACUUGAGGUCCGUUGUGGUCUCAAGACGAAGGAUCAGCAACGCAAGAUUUACGUGCACAUGCUCAACGGCACGCUCUGUGCGACUGAACGUGCGCUCUGCUGCAUCGCCGAGAACUAUCAGACCGCUGAGGGCCUCGUCGUCCCCGAGGUGCUCCGGCCGUACAUGCAGGGCCGCGACUUCCUACCCUGGGUCAAGGAGCUCCCGAAGAGCCUCCAGAAGAAGUCGGCUUGAGCACAAAUCACAAAUCAACGCGAAUUUCCCUGCAUGUAUCCAUACUUCUGUACUUUGGUCUGCUCAGCUGGCUCUUUGUAGAGUGUGCACGGUUUGUAGCUCAAGAUGGUUUU